Bacillus rossius redtenbacheri is the source of this 5086-nucleotide messenger RNA. It is a transcript of the gene cutlet, whose product is annotated as chromosome transmission fidelity protein 18 homolog. The record is from RefSeq and is a predicted model, not a curated record. Bases 191 to 3043 code for a protein of 950 amino acids. Gene Ontology annotation, molecular function: ATP hydrolysis activity; ATP binding. The transcript has 21 exons. NCBI's taxonomy places the organism in Eukaryota, Metazoa, Arthropoda, Insecta, Phasmatodea, Bacillidae.
UGUUGAUGUGAUGUAUUUUGCAUUACCAAAUUCUUUGUUGGGUUUUGGGAUAUUUGAUUAAAUAUUGAUGUAAAACGGGUAAAAAAAAUCUUUUGAAUUUUUUGUUUAAUUAAAGGUUAUCUAUCAUCAUUGCACGACACUUGAGCAGAAGGUACCAUUACUACUUCUGUCGCCCAGUAAAAUUGCCAUCAUGGGCGACUUUCCAGAUCCGGAUGAAGAGUUUGAAAUGAUGUAUGCUGAAGAGAUGGAAGUGAUGCAGGAAAUGGAAGAUCAUUAUGAACCACCUCGAUCAUCUAAAAGAAGCUUGGAUUUCUUCAGCGAGAACUCGGUAACAGCCACUGAACUGGUGGCUCCGGAAACGGCCAGAGCUUCCGGUCUGAAUGACAGCCUGCAGGAGGAGCAGGCCCUGGUGAGGAUAGACUCUCUAGUGGAUGGCGUGACGCCCUUGGGAUCGCGCAGUGGGGUUGGCAGCAGUGCCGCGGUUCCUCCGGCCGCAGCGAGCCCACCCCAGGCUGUCCCCGGCGAGUGCGAGCCAGACAGCAGGAAGAGGACCGUGGAGGACUUGUUCGGCGACAUCACAGACUUGGAUGCAGAGGAGAUUGAUGCUGUUUUUGUGAAGAGAAGGAAGCCUUGUCCAGAAAAAGACACGGACGAAGACCUAAUAAAUAAAAUAGUUGCUGGCAGAAAAGAGGCACAUGACAGGAUGAAUGCUAAAAGAAUUUUCAGUAACUCCCAACCUGUGAGCAGCGCGGCGGGCUGUGGCAUCUCGCGCAGAGUUCCCGCUUGGCCGUUCGUGGCCAUCGUGGGUGGCGAUGGCGACCGCUGGUACGCGCGGCUGCGUUCCGAGGAGCAAGUGGACAAGGAGAUAAAAGAAGUUGGGGUUCAGGGUAAAACGAUAGGUCUGCUCACCGUCUCCUACGAGACAAUCUGGAAUGCAGCUCAGCAGAUUCUGGAGAAGAGACUGGACCGGGAGCAGGUGGAAGCGGACGCCCGGCUGGCCCGGGACUCGGGCCGCGAGGCGGCGAGCGGGGCGGAGGCCCAGGAGGAGACGGCCGACCUGUGGGUGGUCAAGUACAAGCCCCGCAGCUACGUGGACCUGCUCAGCGAAGAGGUAACGAAUCGAACACUCUUGCACUGGUUGAAACUAUGGGACAAAGUGGUGUUCAACCGUGAGAGGAAAGUGAAGCAGAAACACAAAGAGGAGCCUGUGAAGCGAGAUGGGCGGUUCCAGCGGAAGCCCCAGGCGGUGGUCAACGAGGAGCUGGACGAGCACGGCUGCCCCCAGCAGAAGAUGGCCCUGCUGUGCGGCCCGCCCGGGCUCGGCAAGACCACGCUGGCCCACAUGAUCGCCACCGUCGCAGGAUACAAGCCGGUGGAGAUGAACGCGAGCGACGACCGCAGCCCGGAGGCGUUCCGCCUGCAGCUGGAGUCGGCCACGCAGAUGCGCUCGGUGAUGGGGGAGCAGCCGAGGCCCAACUGCCUCAUACUGGACGAGAUCGACGGCACUCCGGCGGCUGCGAUCGAGGUGCUGGUGAAGUUCGCCACGGGCAAGGACGUGGGGAAGGGCCGCGGGAAGAAGAAGGCCGCAGGCGCAGGCGUCCUGAAACGCCCCAUCAUCUGCAUCUGCAACGACGUGUACGUGCCGGCCCUGCGACCGCUGAGGCAGCUGGCGUUGGUCGUCAACUUCCCCCCAACUGCGUCUGCCAGGCUGGCGCAGCGCCUCAUGGAGAUAGCGCGGAGCGAGCGCGUCCGGACGGACCUCACCGCGCUGCUGGCGCUCGCGGACAAGGCCCACAACGACAUCCGCACCUGCUUGGGCGUGCUGCAGUUCUUCAAGACGCGCGGCGGGGAGAUGAAGGCGUGCGACGUGCGACGCUCGGCCGUCGGCCAGAAGGACAUGCAGAAGGGCCUGUUCGCCGUGUGGCAGGAGAUCUUCCAGAUACAGCAGCCCAGGCAGAAGCCGUCAGGAAGACAACUCCCCAGCAUUGGUGCGUUGCAGCAAAUGGCAGGCCACGAUUACGCGGAUGUGAUGCAUGGCGACCUAUCAUUCGCUUCGAGAAUGAACAACAUACUCAAGACUGUGCAGGGUUACGGUGACUACGAGCGUUUGAUGCAGGGUGUGUACGAAAACUUCUUGUCGUUGAACGUUAAGGACAGCACUUUGAGAUCUGUGUGCAUAGCUCUGGAUUGGUUCCAAUACUUUGACGAACUGAACAGGCAAAUAAACACCUCACAGAGCUACUUCCUAAUGCCGUACAUUCCCUUCUGCUUCGUCGCGUGGCACUUACUGUUUGCCAGUUUUGCGUGGCCGAAAAUUACGUACCCGAGCGUUGGCUAUGAGAUGUCGGUGAAGGACGGCCGCAGGAGGCAGUCCCUGGCCGAGCUCAUGCGCGGCAUGUGCCCCUCCAUCAGGUCCUGCUUGCAGGGGGACCAACUGCUGCUCGACACGCUGCCCAUGAUGCUGCACGUGCUGGUGCCGAACCUCAGGCCGGUGAACAUCCAGCUAUACAGUGCCCGCGAGAAGGCAGAGCUGAGCCAGGUGGUGGGCAUUAUGGUUGAGUACAACCUCAGCUACAUACAGGAGAAGACACCAGAAGGCAGCUAUGUCUACAAACUGGAACCGAACGUCGAGGAGCUGUGCUCGUUCCCGGGGCUCCGGCCGGGCCGCGCGCUCUCCUACGCCAACAAGCAGAUGCUGUCCCGCGAGGCGGAGCUGGAGAGGAUGAGGCGAGCCGAGGAGAAGCUGGCGGCCAUGAGCAUCCGCGAGGGCCCCGCAGAGGGGGCCCAAUCUGGACCCACCACCCGCCUAGGCGAGGAGGGCCGGCGGCUCCCGAACCACCUGCAGUGCCUCGUGCCCAAGUCGGUGGCCCCGCCCAGGACCGUGCAGUGCACGGACUUCUUCGGCCGCGUGGUGGAGCGCGCCGGCGCCGGCGACUCUGCGGCGCACUUGGACGAGAUAGUGAAGAGCGACGUGUGGUUCCACUUCAAGGAGGGCUUCAGCAACGCCGUGCGUCGGACCGUCAAGAUGCGGGACCUGGUGUGAGAGACCUGCGCGGAGUGAUACUUGCUCGGAGCCCUCCUCGCCCUACUUCCUGGCACGACUGGCGCCAGGCCCGGGCCUUCUUUAUCACCGACACACACCUGCAGCCCCCAGUGUUAAAUAUUUGUUUUGAAAUUGUAAUCUCUUUGCUCUUUAUAUAUCAAAUUAACGUAAUUUAUUAUAAUUUUAAUAACGUUGAAAUCAUAUUUAUUGUUCCUGUCAUUCAUUUGUUAUAUGUUUAAAGUAUAGAUAAAAUAGAAAAAAAAAAUUUUUUUUUUUUCCAAAUAUUAGUUCCUGGUUGUCGGCAAGGAUCUUCUCCAAAAUGUUAGGUCUUCUCAAAAGUCAAGGACGCCACUGUUUUCAAGAAACGUUUAGCGGGCUUGACCGAUGAACACAAUGUUAGUUUAUCUCAAUAGCUGCAUAGCACUUAUCUUUAGAGGUUUUUUUUUUUUUUCGCGAAAAGAUUUUGAGACUAGCUGAGAGCUGAAAAAACUGUAGCGUCGUCUGCGUUUUGUGAAUGGUUGAGUUUUUCUUUCAGCCAUUUAGUAGGCAAGCAAACGCAUUCUGAAUGGCCAACCGAGUGGUUUUUAUAAAAUACCAAUUUUUUUAAAUAAUGUAUUUUUUAAUAGAAUCUCGUAAUUGUUUUAAUGAAAGGUCUAAUUCCUUUCUAAAAGGCACAAAAGUUUGGUAAUUAAUGUUCCUUGUGAUUUACAGGAUUAAUAAGUUAUAUCUACACUAAUCAAGAUAUUGUAAUUUAAAUUAUCUGAAUAAGUUGUAAAUAAUGCCCAGCUAAAUACUCCUCAAAAAUUAAAAAUAUAAAUAGUUGAUUCCUAUUCUGUGGGCAAUCCUAGACUUUACUGUAAAUACCCUUUCUGGGUUUAAGUCCCAGUCAGAUGAGCAGAUUUAUGGGACUUCAGAUCUUUGAUGUUAUAACUUCUCUGGUUCAACAUGAGUGGCAGAAAGCGAGAUGUUGAAUGGCUUUCAUUUGAACAUGCUGAUAACUAAAAUAAUAAAAAAAGAAUUAUGGUUUGAACCAAAAAAAACCCUGAUUAAACAAAAAAUAUAUAGUUUUUUUUUUAAACCUGGUUUUUCUUCAACCCUGGUUUACGGCCAAAGGCCUCUGGGAAAGUUCCACUGUUUGCAAUGCUCUUUGGUUUCUCGUCUCUUGGAGUAUUUGCCCCCCCCCCCCCCCCCCCCACCCCUCACCCUCUCGUCACUCCGCGUCACUUUGCGUCACUCUGCGUCACUCUGCGUCAAGUCAAACGCAGUCUCGUGUUCGUGCAGCGCUGGUGUUCAGGUCACUCACUCUCAGUGCGACCCGACCUCCAGGACUGAACAAGACCCACAUUCGAACUCCGUGAGUCCUCGGCUUGCUGGGAAAGAAACCUUGAGGCAGGCAGGCCUCUAUAAACGAUUUCCGUAGUUUUUUUUAAUAUAUAAAAGAGGAAUGCUGCUAUAGGAAACUAGUUCCCAUACCCAUAAGUAAAAUUUGUUCGUAUUAACAACACAUUACUGUUAAAAUUAUAAAAGUCAGUUCUGUACCCUCAUGUUUAUGUCACUUAUUCGAAACAAGCUUUUCUUUUUUUAAAUAUAUUUCAAAGAAAAUUGCUGCUGUAAGUGAUUCGGUGGCUAGUUUCUGAAGAAUUAAUAAUUUAUUGUAAAAGAGCUAAUAAAGGUUUGUUGUGUGUACAGAAAUAUUCAGAAACAGUACAAGAGUGAUUUUAGAGAUUGUUAAAGAAGAGGGCACACACGCACACUGAAUAGACACAUGUACUCUUGUUUUGCUGGGUCUACCAAUACUUACUAUACUACUACUGUUCAUGUUUGUACCUGCUUGUAUACACAAUUUUGACCUGUAAACGAAUUGAUUUGGCGUGGAGCUUUGUUAUACCAAAAUUAAUUUGGAACUCUGUGUUUUAUUUCCUGUUGCAUAUAUUUUGGUGAAAACUGUUACACUGUGAUUUUAAACACAUUUUUAAAAUUUGUAAAUCAGCUUUUGUAUGUUAUAUAUUGUACAUUCAUAAAUAUACAUUUUUUUUUACUUUA